CCGAGGCCGCGCACUUCCGGGACGCGACUUCGGCCCCGCCUCCGCCGCGCUUCUGCUCCUCCUGCUGAGGGAUCCUGUGAGCUUAGACUGUAUCACGCGCGGGUCCUUAUAAAAAGAAGAGUGCUGUGCCCGGCUGUCGGCUGGAGGGGUGCUGGAGGAGAGGACGACGUAUCCAGGGCCUCCCAAGUCUGCUGGGGGAUGAUCCACGAACUGCUCCUGGCUCUAAGCGGAUACCCAGGGUCCAUUUUCACCUGGAACAAGCGCAGUGGCCUGCAGGUGUCCCAGGAUUUCCCAUUUCUCCAUCCCAGUGAGACCAGUGUCCUCAACCGACUCUGCCGGCUUGGCACAGACUAUAUCCGCUUCACCGAGUUCAUUGAACAGUACACAAGCCAUGUGCAGCAACAGGAUCACCACCCAUCUCAGCAGGGCCAAGGCGGGUUACAUGGAAUCUACUUAAGGGCCUUCUGCACAGGGCUAGAUUCAGUUUUGCAGCCUUAUCGCCAAGCACUACUUGAUUUGGAACAAGAGUUCCUGGCUGACCCUCAUCUCUCCAUAUCACAUGUCAAUUACUCCUUAGAUCAGUUUCAGCUCCUUUUUCCCUCUGUGAUGGUUGUAGUAGAGCAAAUUAAAAGUCAAAAGAUUCAUGGUUGUCAGAUCCUGGAAACAGUCUACAAACACAGCUGUGGGGGUCUGCCUCCUGUUCGAAGUGCAUUAGAAAAAGUCCUGGCGGUGUGUCAUGGGGUCAUGUAUAAGCAGCUCUCAGCCUGGAUGCUUCACGGACUUCUCUUGGACCAGUAUGAAGAGUUCUUUAUCAAACAGGGUCCAUCUUCUGGCAAUAUCAGUGCCCAGCCAGAAGAGGAUGAGGAGGACCUGGGCAUUGGGGGACUGACAGGAAAGCAACUGCGAGAGCUCCAGGACUUGCGCCUUAUUGAGGAAGAGAACAUGCUGGCACCAUCGCUAAAGCAGUUUUCUCUACGAGUGGAGAUUUUGCCAUCUUACAUUCCAGUGAGGGUUGCUGAAAAAAUCCUCUUUGUUGGAGAGUCUGUGCAGAUGUUCGAGAACCAGAAUGUGACCCUGACAAGAAAAGGGUCUAUUUUGAAGAAUCAGGAGGACACUUUUGCUGCAGAGCUGCAUCGACUAAAGCAGCAGCCUCUCUUUAGCCUAGUGGAUUUUGAGCAGGUGGUGGAUGGUAUUCGAAGCACUGUGGCUGAGCAUCUCUGGAAGUUGAUGGUGGAAGAGUCAGAUUUACUGGGUCAGCUGAAGAUCAUUAAAGACUUUUACCUUCUGGGACGAGGAGAACUGUUUCAGGCCUUCAUUGACACCGCUCAGCACAUGUUAAAAACACCGCCUACUGCAGUGACCGAGCAUGACGUGAACGUGGCCUUUCAGCAGUCGGCACACAAGGUGUUACUCGAUGACGACAACCUUCUCCCUCUGUUGCACUUGACCAUCGAAUUUCAUGGGAAGGAGCACAAAGAUGGCAUUCAGGCAAGAGAAGGGCCUUCUAGGGAAACCUCCCCCCGGGAAGCCCCUGCAUCUGGCUGGGCAGCUCUGGGCCUUUCCUACAAAGUACAGUGGCCUCUGCACAUUCUGUUCACCCCGGCUGUCCUGGAGAAGUACAAUGUUAUUUUCAAGUAUUUGCUGAGUGUGCGCCGGGUCCAAGCUGAACUGCAGCACUGCUGGGCCCUGCAGAUGCAGCGCAAGCACCUCAAGUCUAACCAGACUGAUGCAGUCAAGUGGCGCCUUCGAAAUCACAUGGCAUUCUUAGUGGAUAAUCUCCAGUACUAUCUUCAGGUGCAUUCUGGGGUUGAGCAAGGAGAGGUGGAUGUGCUGGAGUCUCAGUUCUCACAGCUGCUUCAUCAGAUCAAUUCUACCCGUGACUUUGAAAGCAUCCGACUGGCUCAUGACCACUUCCUGAGCAACUUGCUGGCUCAGUCCUUUAUCUUGCUGAAACCUGUGUUCCAUUGCCUGAAUGAAAUCCUAGAUCUCUGUCACAGUUUCUGCUCGCUGGUCAGUCAGAACCUGGGCCCACUGGACGAGCGUGGAGCAGCCCAGCUGAGCAUUCUCGUCAAGGGUUUCAGUCGCCAGUCUUCACUCCUGUUCAAGAUUCUCUCUAGUGUUCGGAAUCAUCAGAUCAACUCAGAUUUGGCCCAGCUACUGUUGCGACUAGACUAUAAUAAAUACUACACCCAGGCUGGUGGAACUCUGGGCAGUUUUGGGAUAUGAAAAUUUCUGCUUCCAUAACCGAUAAACAGUCAAUUACACCAGUUUCCAAGUUUAUAACAGAAGAUUCAAAACACAUAUCCACUCAUGAAACACCUGCAGCCUGCAGAAAAGACUCUGCCCUUGCUCCUGGAAGUGACCCCAAGAUACUAAACCCUCCCCAUCAUUCCCAUGUGGAAUGUGACUGCCCCACCAGGGGGGAUUCUUAACUUGCCAGCCAAGGAGGACCUGUGUGUCAUCCACUGUCUCUCUGCUGACUCUGCAAGAACUGUGCUUCUUCACCCUGGAACGUCUGCUGGAUAUGCUUAUUUAUAGCAGUAGUAUUAUUAAACAUUUACUGUUUACCCUGGUACUAUUCAAGGUGUGUGAGACACAGCAGUAAACAUCAGAAAGUUAAAUAUUUUGUAGUUGAUAGGUAAAAAAGAAAUUAUAAACAGUUUUAACUGCUGGAUGUCACCACCAAGAAAGAAAGAAAGACAUGGGAAGACAGGCUUUCCCUCUUACACCUACACAGAUACCUUUCCUCCUUCAGAAUUAGGUUAAAUGAUUGAAAUCUCCUACCCUUAAGGAUCUUCAAAAUUGUGAACCUGAACAAUUUGGUCACUAAGUCCCAAUUCUUUCAAACAUGUAAAAGGAAAACUUUAGUAAGAAUAUAAAGCAUUUCCCCCAAAGAAAAAAAGCAUUAAUGUUCACAUCAGUGUAGACAAAGUUAGUAUUCAUUGAACCCCCUCCAAACUGGGAAAAAUGCAAGUUCUGACCUCACUUUGUAGUCACUGAACCUGUUCUUCACUUUCUAGCACACACUGUGAAAGCUUUAGUCCCUCCCUAGACUGUCAACUAAAGACAAGCCCUUCUGCUCUGCCACUGGAGCAGGGCUCAGCAAACCAUUGCCUGCUGUGUGUUUCUGUACACAGGAUUUUCCUGAAACAGCCACACUCGUGUUUUACCUAGAACUGUCUGUGGUUGCAGUCAGACCAGCUGGCCCACAAACCUAAUAAAAUAUGUACUGUUUGGCUCCUUAUAAAAAACAUUUGUUGA
Molecule: messenger RNA, 3261 nt
Organism: Cavia porcellus (domestic guinea pig)
Lineage: Eukaryota; Metazoa; Chordata; Mammalia; Rodentia; Caviidae
Gene: Tubgcp4
Product: tubulin gamma complex component 4
Exons: 18
Coding region: 199-2226 (675 amino acids)
Biological process (GO): microtubule nucleation; cytoplasmic microtubule organization; spindle assembly
Cellular component (GO): equatorial microtubule organizing center; gamma-tubulin complex; spindle pole
Molecular function (GO): microtubule minus-end binding; gamma-tubulin binding
Source: RefSeq, a predicted model, not a curated record